AUGGCGAUGGAUGUAAGAGUAGCGCUGUCAGUCGGACGGCGUCUCUUGUUUCUCGCCGCCACAAUAGGCGUUUUCUCAGCGUCCAUCGCUCUAGCAGCAUCCGUCACUCAAGAACCGUCUCCAACUAUUGGAUCAUCAAUCCAAGAGGCUUUGAAGGACUUCACCCGUCACGUCAGCAUCGAAAACCGUUGGCCGACGUCCAUGACUCGUGUCAGCAGAGUGGAUUUGGAGGACGCCACGUGGCAGCGCGUGUUGCAGUACGACUUUGAGGUGCAGCUCGGCGCGCAGCGGAAAGCCUUUUCCCUUUCGGAGCAGCUAAGCCCCCCCGAGUACCUCCAUCCCCACUUGCCGCCUCUUGCCGCACCCGACGCUGCUAGUAUCGACGAAUCGACGGGGCAAACAGAAGAGAAGCAAGCAAUCGGUGUUUCCGAGGAGAGUAAAAACGGAGACGCAGGAAAAUCAGGAGCACAUGCUUUUGCGGACGGGGGUUCUCUUGCGCUGCGAGGCGACUCGCUGCUACAAUCAGUUUCAGGGUCGGUGCUGACGUCAGCGGCGGCGGGGUCGCUGCCGCCGGUGACGGUGGAGGGGCCGAUGGAGAUGUGGGUGCAGGACGCGGAGCAAGUGCGCCUCGCCAUGCCGCACGACGUGGAUGCGGGCGAGGUGAGGAAGGUCGUGCUCGCGUCAGGCGCCGCCGUCACCGUGCACGGCGCGCAAGCAGUCGCCUUGGCGCGCCCGCUGCAGCUCCCCCUCCCCUCUCUCUCCGCGCAAUCCCUCUCCGCCUCCGCCGCCUCUUCCGCGCUCCUCGGCCUCGCGGAAAAGCUCAAAGCCGCCGCGCUUUCCUGGUCCUCCCCGUCCCGCGCGCCCUCGUCCGCGUCCCCCCUGCCGCGCGAGCUCGUGUCGCUCCGCGUGGUGCGCCCCUCCGCCAUCGUCGCCGCCAGCGUGCCGCUCUCCCCGCUCCCCCCCGCUCGGGACGUCGCCAGCAUCGACCUGGUGGAGGCGGUUUCUGGGGCGGGUGCAACUGACGACCUUGGGAAUACCGCCGCAGCCACUAGUGCCGCGACCGCUCUUGCGCCCGCCAAGCUCAGAGUCAAACGGAUCGCAGCAGGUGCAGUGGAGCUGACGUCAGCGAGGCCGCGAUCCACGUCAGAAGCAGCAGCAAGAGGCGGCGCCCUUUCUUCCCUCGCGGCGGCGCUACCUCUGGCGUCGCUCACGGCCCCUCCCGGCCCAUGGCCGUUCCCAGCAGUGAAUCGAUCUGAUGGGCGGCUGACGGCGCUGGGGGAGGCGCUGCAGGGCGCGCUGGGGGAGAUGCUGGCGCAGCAGGGCAAGGGGAAGGGGGGGAAGGGUGGUGGUGGUGCCUCUGACGGUUUGCCCCGCGUGUUCCAGUUGGUAAAGGCCAGUGCUUCUGCUGGCCGGGUGGUUCGCAUUCCUCUACAGGUGGAAUUGCGGGUGGAGGGCGUUGGCCAGUCCAUGCUGUCUAUGGCGCUCAAUAACGAGACUGCUUCAAAUGAGGACGGAACGAGGACAGAAGCAGGGAAGGGUGGGAUGAAGGAGGGAACAGAGAAGCAGAAGGUGGAUGGGAGUGACAGCAGGGAGAGGAGGGGAGAGGCGGGUGGGAAGAAGGGGGGCGAGCGUGAGUCAGUUGUCAUGACACGUCAGCAGUGGGAGCUGGUAGCGCAGGUGGAUGGCGGCGGUCGGCUGGUUCCCGUGCAUGUGAGACGAGUGGGGUCAGUGGGGCCGUCCAUGGUGGUGGCGCCGCAUGUGCUCUCCCCCAACACCACUGCCUCCCUGCCCAACAUGCCCCCGCCCAGCCGGCUCAUGCUCUGA
Closterium sp. NIES-65 is the source of this 1824-nucleotide messenger RNA. Lineage: Eukaryota; Viridiplantae; Streptophyta; Zygnematophyceae; Desmidiales; Closteriaceae. The record is from the annotation of a GenBank genome assembly.